Molecule: messenger RNA, 1545 nt
Organism: Oldenlandia corymbosa var. corymbosa
Lineage: Eukaryota; Viridiplantae; Streptophyta; Magnoliopsida; Gentianales; Rubiaceae
Source: the annotation of a GenBank genome assembly
GGAUUAUAUGUGAAAAAAUAGGAGGGAGACCAUGAUGGUUCCUGGUGGUUCCGGUGCACCCAAGAAUUUGCUGAUUUUUCAAUGAGUUAUCCAAUUUAUACACCCCCGGUUAUUCUUCUUCCUCUCGUGCGUAUUUAUAUAUUAGGCCUUCGCUUAGCGUUGUCUUCCAGCAGAAAUCACUUUCCCACUCCAGAGGUUCAAUUCUUUAAACUCAUCAAAACCUCAAAAAUAGAUACCAAUCGGAAAAAAUCAAUGGCGGCGUGUUCGGGUAAGAAAACCGAAAAGAUUAUCCUCAAAACAGAGGAUGACGUGGCCAAGGCUCUCGCGGAGUACACCGCCGAUCUCUCCCGGCGCUUCAUUAAGGAGAAAGGUUCUUUCACCGUCGUACUCUCCGGCGGUACCUUAAUCGACACUAUGAGGUAACACCAUUAAACUUACAUAACUUGCUUAUAAUUCAUGAUCAAUCAUACAUUAUAUACCUUCAAUCCAGCGUUAUGAUCAUGUGAUGAUUACUCUUUUUCAUGACCCUGGUGCGAUCUGAAAUUAAUUGGAACACCAGAUAUCUUACGGAGUCGCCGUACAAAGAAUCGGUGGAAUGGUCGAAAUGGAGUAUUUUUUGGCUGGAUGAGAGAGUGGUUCCCAAGACUUCCGAUGACAGCAAUUACAAACUCGCUAUGGAUGGAUUCCUUUCUAAGGUACCAAUUCCAGAGGCUAAUAUCCUUGCAAUCGAUGACACGAAAUCAAAACCAUCAGACGCAGCAGACGAUUACGAGGCCCGUCUAAAGGAUUGGGUUGACAAGAAAAUCCUACCAUUAUCAUCAGAUAAUUUCCCCAAGCAUGAUCUGAUGCUACUGGGAAUGGGACCUGAUGGCCAUGUUGCUUCCCUGUUCCCCAACCGUACUCAACAAUUUGAGACUCAGCGUUGGGUUACUUUCAUUCUCGACUCCCCAAAGCCGCCUCCACCCCGCAUCACUUACACAUUUCCGGUGAUCAAUGCUGCAUCGGAGAUUGCUAUGGUCGUCACGGGAGCUGAGUUAGCCGAUGCCGUGAAGAAUGUGUUAGGAACUCCGAAUUCCACAUUGCCUGCUGCCAAAGUUCGCCCUGAGGGGUUGCUUACCUGGUUCCUGGACCAGCCUGCUGCUUCAGGACUCUAAAGGCAAGCAAUUAAUGAAUAUUCGGGAGUACUGGUCAGUAACCUUAAAAAAAUAAAAAUGAGGAAUUGAAAGAAUCGCUAUGGUCGUUUCCUUUGUUCCUUGUUGAAUAAAUCCAUAUCAGGUCACAGAAGUGUGUAUUAUUACAAGGGAAAUGGAAUUGAUUUCCCACCUGACCAGUGUUAAGGUGGCCAUUUGUGGUUGUAAUGUUUACUGAUCAUACUGAUUGUAUCAAUUAUAUUUGAAUCCAAAUUAACGUCUCCUUUCUCCUUAGUCGCGUGCAUAUGUUAUCUUUAAUUUGUAGUCAAUUUUUUAAAGGUGUUAGUAAGCAACCAUAUCAUUUUGUUUGUUACUUCCUCCCUCUUGUUCUUAUUAUAAGAUAUUUUAAUUUUAU